AUGGACCAACUCGAACAAAAGCAGAGUGCUCUGAGGGAAGAGAUGUUCAGUAUGCGUGCCCAGAUGGGGCAACUGAUGGAAACCAUUCAGGAUGUGGCCAAAGGACAAGAAGCUAUUUCUAGGAGUCACGAGGAACUCCGUCUAGCCAAUCAGAGGGCUACCGCUGCUACCAAUCAUGUGCCACCACUUGGCAACCCUUAUGUUCAGAUCCCAGUGGGUCCACUAGGAGGUGCACCUCCACUUGGAGGAGGAGGUUCGGCCAAUCAAAACCUCGUUGUUCCUCCCGUCUUUGAAAUGGACGAUCAAAAUGAUGCCUUCUACAAUCCUAGAGAAGAUUCGGUCUACGAUGCUUUUGGACCAGCCAGUGCUGAAAUCGAUAGGAAGUUUUGUGCCCUAGAAGAGAAAAUGAAAGCUAUGGAGGGACCCAGUGCUUUUAGGUUGGAUGCUGCUGAGAUGUGCCUGGUGCUAGGCGUUCAGAUACCUGCCAAGUUCAAAGUGCCUAACUUUGAAAAAUAUAAAGGGGUCAGCUGUCCCAGAACGCACAUUCGAGCAUAUUGUAGGAAGAUGGUUGCGUACUCUAGUGACGAGAGACUACCCAUGCACUUCUUCCAAGACAGCCUAAGUGAGGCUUCUUUGGAAUGGUACAUGCAGCUGGAGAGUACGACCAUUCAGACUUGGAAAGACCUAACUGAGGCAUUCCUGAAACAUUACCAGUAUAAUGCAAAUAUGGCUCCAAGGAAUACGCCCAGCGUUGGAGAGAGUUGGUAG
Messenger RNA from Lathyrus oleraceus (garden pea), 768 nucleotides. RefSeq lists its product as uncharacterized. The transcript has a single exon. The record is from RefSeq and is a predicted model, not a curated record. Lineage: Eukaryota; Viridiplantae; Streptophyta; Magnoliopsida; Fabales; Fabaceae. The coding region runs from base 1 to 768 and encodes 255 amino acids.